AUGGAAUUCAAAAAGCAGUGGGCUCGUAUCCAGCAAGCGUAUACCUCUGGCCCGCUGAAAGUUUAUGUGUCGAAUCCGUUUCAUGAUGCAGCAAAAUACCAGCUUAAAAAUUUCUACUACCAAGACUUCAGUCCUCAAACAACAACGACGUCAACAACAACCACGACAACGACCACAACAACUACAUUUUAUGAUUCUUGGGAUAACAUAACGAUGCCGCUGCAUACCUGCAACUAUGACAGUAUCCAUAUUUCAAGCAAUGGCGACUAUGACGCCUACGAUUGGACUGGAGAAUAUCAUAAAAUUCCUCACCAAAACGGAACAUACCCGAAAACGCUUACAAUUUCUACAUACGACGGUUAUGCUCAUUCAGGCUUUAGGUUCCAAACCUUUGUCGCCAAAUAUCACUCAACAGUGGACUGGGGUAAUCCUGAAUUUUGCUGGGAUUCUCACGUCCUAGGAAUACCAAGCUACGAGAGCAUUUUCAAUGAUCGCAAUUUUAUCUAUCCGGUGUAA
Messenger RNA from Oikopleura dioica, 516 nucleotides. NCBI's taxonomy places the organism in Eukaryota, Metazoa, Chordata, Appendicularia, Copelata, Oikopleuridae. The record is from the annotation of a GenBank genome assembly.